Pleuronectes platessa (European plaice) is the source of this 8157-nucleotide messenger RNA. RefSeq names its product myosin light chain kinase, smooth muscle. The record is from RefSeq and is a predicted model, not a curated record. Gene Ontology annotation, biological process: protein phosphorylation. The transcript is spliced from 26 exons. NCBI's taxonomy places the organism in Eukaryota, Metazoa, Chordata, Actinopteri, Pleuronectiformes, Pleuronectidae. The coding region runs from base 23 to 4087 and encodes 1354 amino acids. Gene Ontology annotation, molecular function: protein kinase activity; protein binding; ATP binding.
AGUCUCGUCUGCUGCCCUUCCCAUGGUUACCUGGCUGAAGGACGGGAGGCCGGUGAGGACAGGACCAGUUCUGCAGCAGAGGCAGGACGGAGCCUGUCUGUCCCUCACCCUGGAGAGAGUAAGACAUGUGGACCAAGGGAUGUACAGGUGUCAGCUGACCACAGCUGAUGGUCCGACCAUCGACUCAGCAACAUGGAGACUCAGUGUCCAAAAGGUUCCUCUUCCAGAUGAGGCUCGAUCCUCCUAUGUCGGGGGUGUGGCCAUGCUUACCGUCCAGAACUCAUCAUGCCGCCAUGAAGGUGGACUGCAGGGUCGCAGGUCAGAGGUCACAGAGGUCGGAGGAGUGUGUGAGGCUCCGCGCUUCAUCAGACGACUGAUUGACCUGAAGGUGAUGGACGGCAGCACAGUGACCAUGAAGGUGGAGCUGACUGGCCAUCCCCCUCCAGAGGUGGUGUGGCUCCAUGACGGACAGGAAGUGGCCGAGUCGGAGGACUUCCAGCUCCUCAGGGAGGAGAACCGCUGCACUCUGCUGAUCCAGGAGGUUUUCCCCGAGGAUACAGGGACGUACAGCGUCCAGGCCUGGAACCGGCACGGAGACGACUCCACCCAGGCCCGCCUCACGGUGGAGGAACCUCCGAACGGUGUCCAACCCUGGUUCAUCACCAAACCCAAACCAGUGAGCGCCGCUGUGGGUCGGCACGCCCUCCUGUCGUGUGCCAUCGCUGGAGACCCUUUCCCCCAGUACAGCUGGACCAGAGCACACCUGAGCCGACCUCUGACUUCAGGAGACGACUACGAGCUGCUGCAGAAAGACGAUGUCAUCUCACUGCUGAUCAGGAGAGUGAAGAAACAUCAUGCUGGAGAUUAUGUGAUCAGCCUGAGGAACACUGUUGGUGAGUGUGUGUCCAGGACCAGUCUGUGUGUCACUGAGACAGACGGGACGAGAGGAGGAGAGGACGACAGCCCUGCAGCAACAGCAGGAGGAGCAGGAGGAGCAGGAGGAGGAGGAGUAGCUGGUGGGAGUGCGGCGCUGAGAGGAGGUUCCAGAGGAGGAGGAGGAGGCGUGGAGCCCAGAGGCAGCAGCAGAGUUGGUGUCAGUCGGCAGGAGGCCAACCAGGAGCAGAAGGAGAACCAGCCUCUCCUGCACCUGCACAAGGAGGAGAACAAGAAGAAGGAGGCCGACCAGGACCGUCCCACCACUGCUCCCCGAGGCCUCCUCAGACACUGUGUGGACACCAGGGAGCGUGGCGAAGAGGAGCUGCGACAGAGGGAGGCGCAGCAGCUGGAUUUCCGCUCGCUGCUGGGACGCCAAGCUUUUCACGCCAAAAACCACCAGGGAGAGGAGCCAAGGGAGGCCGGCCUCGCCAGCGCCACUGCUGAACACCGCCACCACCACCAGAUGGAUUUUAAGGCCAACCUGAAGGGGGUCAAACCCAAGACGGAGGAGGACCGCAAGGUGAACUCCGCGCAGCAGGUGGACUUCCGAGCUGUACUGGGCAAGAAGGCCGCUGCCGGCAGCAACGGCAACAAACUAGCUGAGACGCCUGAAAAGGACGCCACCGACUUCAGGUCCACUCUUGCUAACAAGAAGAAGCCAGCCAGCCCAGAGAAGAAUGGAGAGAGUGGGAAGACGGCGGUGAACAACUGUGUGGACGGAGCGAUUCACGAGAAGAGGAGUGGCGGAGGAGGCAAGGCACCAGAGUUUGUGGAGACACUGAUUGAUGGGACAGUGGUGGACGGACAGCGCCUCCGGCUGCAGUGUCGCCUCGCCACCUCUGACCCCCCAGAGGUCACCGUCACCUGGACGCUGGACGGGAAGGUCAUCAAGCCCUCAAAGUUCAUCAUACUUGCCAACGAAGGAGGCCUGUGCUCUCUGACCAUAGACAAAGCUCUGCCGGAGGAUGAAGGUCAGUACCGGUGCAGAGUCGAAGGUUCAGCAGGACGAGCUGAGAGCUGCUGCAUGGUGCUGGUUGAUGACCCGACAGAAAACCUUCCUGCAGACAAGAAGUCGAAGAAGUCGACUCCGACCUCAGAGAGUGAAGCCAGGAUAAAGAAACCAACUCCCAAGACUCCUCCAAAACAAGCUCUGCCUCCUCAGAUCCUUCAGUUCCCUGAGGACAUGAAGAUCUUGGCGGGAGAGAAGGUGGAGAUCCUCUGUAAGUUCUCUGGAGCUCCGCCCAUCAGCUGCACCUGGCUAAAGUUCAGGAAACCAAUCCAGGAGGGCUCGGCCGACAUCUCCAUCAACAGCGGUGACGGCAGCAGCAAACUGACCAUCUCCAGCGGCCAGCAGGAACACUGUGGCUGCUACACCGUGGAGCUGAGGAACAACUACGGCCUCCGACAGGCCGCCCUCAACCUCACCAUCGUCGAUAAACCUGACCCUCCAGCGAAGGUUCCGGCCACCUCAGACAUCCGGCGGGCCAGCCUGACCCUGUCGUGGUACGGGCCGACCUACGACGGCGGCAGCGCGGUCCAGUCGUACAACGUGGAGAUGUGGGAGUCCGUGGAGCAGCAGUGGAAACACCUGGUGUCGUGUAACAGCACCUCCUAUAACAUCCAGAACCUUCUUCCUGAACGUCAGUACAAGUUUCGUAUUCGGGCGGAAAACAUUUAUGGCGUGGGCGAGCCGAGUGCGGAGUCCGAGCCCGUCACGGUGGGACUGGUGGACGACGAGAACCAGGACGAGGCCGAAGAUGAGGAUGAAGACUUGGAGAAGGAGCCGGACUACAGAGACGUUAGCAUCCGAGCAGACGUGAAGGUGAAGGAGUUAUACGACGUGGAGGAGAGACUGGGAACGGGAAAGUUCGGUCAAGUCUUUAAACUGGUGGAAAAAGCCACGAGGAAGGUUUGGGCGGGAAAGUUCAUCAAGGCUUAUUCAGUGAAGGACAAGGACAACGUCCGGCAUGAGAUCUGCAUCAUGAACAGCCUCCAUCACCCCAAACUGGUCCAGUGUAUCGAUGCCUUCGAGGGCAAGUCCGACAUCGUCAUGGUGCUGGAACUGAUCUCCGGCGGCGAGUUGUUCGAGCGGAUCAUCGACGAGGACUUUGAGCUGACGGAGCGGGAGGUGAUUAAAUACAUGCUGCAGAUCAUCGAUGGAGUCAACUUCAUCCACAAACAAGGCAUAGUCCACCUGGACCUCAAACCUGAGAACAUCAUGUGUGUCAACAAAACCGGCAGCAAAAUCAAACUCAUCGACUUCGGCCUCGCCAGACGACUAGAAAAUGCUGGAACUCUAAAGGUUUUGUUUGGGACCCCGGAGUUCGUGGCCCCCGAGGUGAUUAACUACGAAGCCAUCAGUUAUCCCACCGACAUGUGGAGUAUAGGAGUCAUCUGUUACAUAUUGCUGAGCGGUCUGUCUCCCUUCAUGGGCGACAACGACAACGAGACUCUGUCCAACGUCACCUCGGCCUCCUGGGACUUUGAGGACGACGCCUUCGAUGAAAUCUCCGACACCGCCAAAGACUUCAUCACCAGUCUGCUGAAGAAAGACAUGAAAGCUCGGCUGACCUGCGCUCAGUGUUUCGAUCACCCGUGGCUGAAGCAGGACACCAACACCAUGAAGGCCAAGAAGCUGUCGAAGGAGCGGAUGAAGAAGUACAUCCUGAGGAGGAAGUGGCAGAAAACGGGUCACGCUGUGCGAGCCAUCGGUCGCCUGUCGUCCAUGGCCAUGAUGGCUGGAGUCAGCGCCAAGAAGGGUUCACCCACCGAAGAGGACAAUCAGUUCCUGGAGUGUUUGGAGUACGAGCAGAAGACCGAGUGCAAACCCACUUUCAGCUCCGUCAUCAAAGACGUGGAGGUGGUGGAGGGAAGUGCCGCUCGCUUCGACUGCAAGAUAGAAGGUUUCCCUGAUCCAGAGGUGGUGUGGUACAAAGACGAGCAGCCAAUCAAAGAGACCCGACACUUUCAGAUCGACUACGAUGAAGACGGAAACUGCAGUCUGGUCAUUUCAGAGGUGUCGGGCGACGAUGACGCUAAGUACAUGGUGAAGGCGGUGAACAGUCUGGGGGAGGCGACCUGCUCCGCUGAGUUGCUGGUGGAGGUGAUGGCGGGAGGGGAGGAGGAGGAGGAGGAGGAAGAGGAGGAGUAAAGAAAUGACCAUCUUGACUAUCACAGGAAGAGGAGCUCACCAGUUCGUCAGCCUGUCAGACCUGAGCAGGAAAAUAAUGGCCCACGAGUAACAGGUUGUGAUUGGAGGAGCUGGAGGCGGGGUUUGACUCACCAGGUUUCACUGUGGUUGUGACUGAAAUCACUCACUGUUCACACCUUCAUUAUAUAAACUAUAUAACUAUAAAAUAUAUAUCUAUGUCUUCUAUAUAGAGACGAUACAUGAGGUCAUCGAGAAAACACAAAUACUCUCUCAGACACUGAUGACGUCAUUGUCUCAGGUGUAAGACGUAAAACCACAACAGCAAUGUUGGCUGGUGAAAAAUCCCACUGUAAAUUUGUUAUGUUUAUUUCACAAUUAGUAUUUAUAUGUGACCAUCAGUUGUGAGUACAUUUGACAGGGUAAUGGCGAAGUCACUAUAAAGAGGGAUUUCAGCCUGUGUGUCGACAGGUGUACCAACACAGACAGGGAGAAACACCGCCCUCUGGUGGAGAGUCCCUCUUUAAUCAUGAGCAUUUAAAUAAGCGUUGGUGCCAAUAUUUAGCAACACAAAGUAAUUUUCAAGUAAGAAUUCAGAUUUUCGUCUUCUUGAAGCUGGGUUCACACCGGACGCGGAAGCGCAGCUAAGCCUUAAUAACAGCUGGCUCCCAUCCACUCCCAUGUUAAACCUCUGGUCCGGUCCCACCGGAGGCUGCCUGGCGCCGUGCAGCGAUCGAUCCGGCGUCGAGUCUAUUGUUUUCGUUUGACGCGAGCGUAUCGCGACAGGAAACGCAUUGAAAAAUUAUUUUAAACAAUAUUGAUGAAAUAUUUUAUAUGAUAUAAAUUAUCAAUAUGCAUCCCAUACUUUGAAUUCACCUUCUGUUGUCCAGGAGUUUUAAUUUUACCAAUUUUACCAACCACAUUAUUAAAUGUCCCCCUCUGCCCAUCCACUACAGCCACACAAGCAGUGAUAAAGAUAAAAGAGAGGGGGGGGGGGGGGGGGGCUAUGUAUUCUCCACAUAGGCUUGAGUGGAGAAUACGUGAUUUAUCCUCGACUCCCGACAUUUAACGGAGCAAACAGAGAAGUUCUUCAACAUGGAGGACAUUAAAUUAAUAAUUGAAGUGGAGAAGUGCAGUGAGUUGUAUGAUCCUCGGAACAUGUUGUAUAAAGACAACACCAAGAAAGACACAUGUUGGGACGCUGUUGCUUAAUGAUAGAUAGAUACUUUAUUAAUCCCGAGGGAAAUUCAGAUCAUCCAGUAGCUUGCACAUUUAAAUCACAUAAAUCACAUAAAUCACAUAAAUCACAUACGGAGAACAUAUUUACAGAUACAGGAAUGGAAUGAUGUGAUUGUGUCAGUGUCCAGUAGGAAAGUGUUCUUGUGCUGCUGGAGUGGAAAGUACAAAAAAAUAUAAACUAUAUAUAUAUUAUAAUGUUGGAGCAACAAGUAAGUAUAUGCCUUUAUACUACUGGAUCAAAGGGUGAUAUUAUUAGCGCUGCCCGGCGCUUCAGCGUCCGGUGUGAACCUGGCGUUAGUCUCACAGGUGUGAUUUGACGGUGCUCUGUUAAACUCCGCCCACCUGAAACCUGAACAAACUCCGCCCCUCACAUUCACGUUCAUCUAUCUCCUCAAACAACUCUUUCUUAAAGAACAUGACACCAGUCUUAAAAAACAUGUUUCUGUGGAUCGACUGGUUGAAGAGACACAUUGAAUUGUGGGAGUUGUAGUUUCGCUCUACGAACAGACUCAGCUUCUUUGGUGUUAAAGAUUUUUAAGAAUCAUGUUUCUGAGGAAAUAUGUUGAUGAAGAGUCGUCAAACCCACACGGACUAAAAAUAUUAAAGACAGCUCCGAGUACAUGUAACGUUUGCCCUGGUUAAAGACUGUUUAUAAAUGAACAUGAGUCCAGGUGAGGAAGAAGAGGGUUCGAUGGAGGGUGAUGAAGAUGAACAGAGUCAGGUCACAGCAGAAUAACAGACUUGAGACAAAGAACAGAAGCUAAUCAUGUUAGCAUUGCAGCUAACACAUUGAUAACAUUAGAAGAUGAUCCACCUGUUUGUGAUAAACUACGACUGGAUAUUAAAUGUAAUUAACGUAACUAAACAUUGGCUAAUAAGAGCAGGUGAGUUGAUUAAAAUAGUUCGGAAGCCUCUGCAUAAAUACAGGAGGCUAACGAACAUUUGCUCACUAUUAGCAGACAUAUUUGUCCAGAGCUAGUUGAUGUUAGCCAACAAGCUAACACUGACUAGCUAUCUAACAGCAGAAGUUUGAAUCAAUUUAAAAGUUUUAACAAUAAAAAUACAUUUGUCCAGAAUUUAAAUCUAAGAUCAGUUAAAAACAAUGAAACAGCGAUAUAGCUAACUUCACAUAGAGCACUAAGAUUUGUACGUUUAUUCAACUCGCGAGCUAGCAAACAUUAGUUCAUUAGUCUUUACUGUGAAACAACUUUCACCCAUCAGAAUAAACUUAUCGGUUAAAAAACUAAUGUGAAUUAGUCAUUGUUAAACCGGAUGUAGCCCUAAAGCUAACAUCAGAUAGAGAGCUAACUAACAUGAGCUAACGUCACCGUGACUGAUGUUAGCUUCUUUCAUACAGAGGAUUUUAGCUAGGUUGAGAUACUAACAUUUGUUAGCUAACGUUAGCUCAGCAGCUAAUAAACAGCUGUGAGGAGCAAAUUAAAACUUAGGACGACAAUCGUUGAACAAACAUGCAAAAGCGUGGUGGGGCUUCUGGGUAAUGGAGUCCUCUAAAUGCCUGAAUAUUGAUGUGGCCUGACUCUGUUGAUAUGAGAUGAAGAUAAAUUACAGCGAGAUGUUUGUGUCGAUGACUCAGCUGCUGAUUUUAAUGUUUUCAGCUGAGAGACGUUGAAUCGUCAGUUUGUCUCUUUCCUUCUGUUUGAGCACUUCUCUUUUUGUCUCUUCGUAUUUUUGGCCAAAACAGCUAGCAGCUAACAGCUAACAGCUAGCAGCUAACAGCUAACAGCACAUCUGCCUUACAACGUGAGCUGUUAAACACGACACUUUAAAUGACGUCUGCUCAGUUUCUUCCGGACGUUUGUAUCGUUGUGGGUCAAGUCGUUUUCUUUUAAAGACACAGAGAUCACACUCUUCAGGGAGCGUUGGCUUUAACUGAAGAGCUCUGGAUUCAUCAGAGAAAAACAUGUUCUUAUUAAUAUUAACAUCACUGAAAAAGACUUAAAUCAUAAGAUCUGAUCGUAGUUGUGUUGCACAAAACGACGAGAUCCUCGUCCUGUGAAAUUAUAAGAUAAAGUUUAGAAUUAACAUGAAAUCUCAUCAGCAUCUUUAUGUCAUAAUGUGUCAGGAAACUAUGAGAUAAGAUUCUGUGAUUAAAGAAUCAUUCUCAGUGUCUCAAUGUUAUUCAGAUUAAUUAUGUGCUUCAGUUUGAGAUUUCAACACGUCGGACACGACAUUUUAGAGACUGAUUCUGGAACAGAUUUGAUUUGAUCAUCUCUUUGGACUAAUUGUGUAAAUUCAAAUCUUCAGGUGCCUAACCUUGUCCCCUGCGUGUGUUGGGUAGAAACCAGACGUGAUUUAAACGUGUGUGGCGUGUUAACGCGUCAUGUCCACACUAAUGUCCAAGUCGUAUCUUUGAACAUGUUUUUGUCACAUUCCAGCUGUUUGUGCUUUAAUCCAUUUAUUUAAAAUCUCUUCAGGCUGAUUCAGAUUUCAACCAAAAACCAAAGAAGUGUGUUGAAACGUCACACGUGUGUGCUAGUGUGUGUUUGUGUGUUAUCAUCUGUUUAACAUACCUGGGCCUGUUUGUGUGUUCGAUGGAAGAUUUUUUAUUUUUAGACUUAUUUAAUGCACAGAUUUAUAAUUAUAAUAUUAUCAUUUGUGUUGUUGAAGAUUCAGCACUUAAUUUGUCACAGUUAUUACCCCCCCCCCCCCCCACUAAACAACAGUGACUCACAGCGACUGAUCUUGUGUUAGAUGUAUGUAGAUUCUUUUAUAGAUAUAUAUAUAUCAGUUUGAUGAACAGCAGACGACAUGUAUGAGAACACUACGACUGUAGUUACUCACAGAUACCAAAUAAAUUUUUAUCACCAAACAAA